This is a messenger RNA of Micropterus salmoides (largemouth bass), 1581 nucleotides long. RefSeq names its product phospholipid phosphatase 2a (gene plpp2a). Lineage: Eukaryota; Metazoa; Chordata; Actinopteri; Centrarchiformes; Centrarchidae. Gene Ontology annotation, molecular function: phosphatidate phosphatase activity. The record is from RefSeq and is a predicted model, not a curated record. Gene Ontology annotation, biological process: signal transduction; phospholipid dephosphorylation; phospholipid metabolic process. The transcript is spliced from 6 exons. The coding region runs from base 354 to 1214 and encodes 286 amino acids.
GGGCAAGGCAGAGAAAGGGAAAAUAGAGAGAAAGCAGGGAUUUUUCCUCCGAGAGGAUUUCGGGAAAACAAAUCCUUUCAGAUCGCUGUUUGUGCAGACAGACGUGUCCCUCAUGCAUAAAAAGACAGGACUCCUCCUGCUCACCUGAAAGAGCAGUGUACAGACAGACUGACUGGAGGGCGGGCAGGUAAUCCUACACAGAGGCGCGGAGCCGGAAGAACAAGCAGGUCUACUUGUCCUGAUAGCACUUUUCCAAUAGUAACUCCAGGUGUUUCUUAGACUGCAACUCUGCCCUCUGCUUUCUUUAAAAAAACACGAUUUAUUUAUGAAAGUGAAGCGGCAUCGGAGUAAACAUGACAGAGCAAAGAAAGAAGCUGAUUCUGAUCGGGGUGGAUGUUCUUUGUGUCUUUUUCGCGGCUUUGCCCUCAGCCAUCCUGACGCUGAUGUUCAGUCCAUACCAAAGAGGAAUCUACUGCAAUGAUGAGAGCAUCAGCUAUCCAUACAGGAGAGACACCAUCUCCCAUGGAACCAUGGCUGCCGUUACCAUCAUCUGCUCCAUCGUCAUUAUCACCACUGGAGAAGCCUAUCUUGUGCACACAAAGCGUCUGCGCUCAAACUCCCAGUUCAACCAGUACCUGUCAGCUCUUUAUAAGGUGGUGGGCACCUUCGUGUUUGGAGGAGCCGUCAGCCAAUCACUGACCGACCUGGCCAAGUUCACCAUAGGUCGUCCCCGUCCGAACUUCUUAGCUGUGUGCGCCCCAGUCACCUGCAAUGGAUACAUGCUGCAGAUCAACUGCACAGGCAACCAUCGCAAUGUGACUGAAUCCAGGUUAUCGUUCUACUCUGGCCACUCAUCCUUUGGGAUGUACUGCAUGCUCUUUCUGUCGCUUUACAUCCAAGCCCGGAUGCAGGGCAAGUGGACACGACUGGUUCGACCAACCAUACAGUUCUUCCUGGUGGCGUUUUCUCUGUAUGUCGGAUAUACGCGCGUGUCUGACUACAAACAUCACUGGAGUGAUGUACUGCUGGGGCUACUGCAGGGAGCUCUCAUCGCCGUGCUCACUGUCCGAUAUGUGUCUGACUUCUUCAAGGAGCGCUCCCCUCUCAGCACACAACAAGACACAGCUGAGAGUGAACACCUUGAACGCAAACCAAGCCAGCAGCCUCCCGACUCGCAGCACGGAAACCACUACAAUUACUCUGGACCUGUAUGAGCUCUAUGCAGCAGCAGCUACUUUUACCAUCCUGGGCCUACACUCUAACAGCAAACCAAAAGGACCUGUGACUUGUACAGAAAAACAAAACAACCUGCAGUAACCACUACCUGGAAAUCCAGACUAGACCUGCUCCACUCUGCCGGCUUCCAAAAAAAUUGUACAGCCAUAAAAACUCCAAGAGAUUCCCAAAACCUGUUGGAACAGAAGCUCCAUCGUCUGUGUCUUUUAGUAAGGGUGUGUGUGUUCAUGAAAAUGUGUGAUUGAUUUGCAGCGUGUUUGUGUACAAGCGUACACAAGUGUGCAAUGCCGUGUGUGUGUGUGUGUGUGUAUAUGUGUAUAUGUAUAUGUGUGUGUAUAUGUGUAU